AUGUUAUCGCGUGUAUCUCUCUUUGCCUGUAUAGGCAUAUAUCUUUUUGCUGCUAGUCCUGCUGCACCCCGCCUACCAGCAGCAGCAGCAGCAGCAGCAGCAGGAGGAGGUGGGGAUUUUUUGGAUAUAUUUAAGGAAAUAAGUAUAGGGGGAGAAUUAAUAGAAGAAAUAGCUGAUUCUUUUGCUGCAGCAGCAGCAGAUAUUCCUUCCCCCUUAGUAAUAAAAGAUGCAUUAUUAUCCUUAUUAGGUAUAGAUUUCUUAGAUAAGAUGCAGCAGUAUAUGCUGCUGCAGCAGCAGCAGCAGCAACUACAGCAGCAACAGCAAGAUAUAGAUCCACAACAACAGCAACAUAUAAUUAUGCAAAUACAGCAACUGCAGCAACAGCAGCAAGAAGAAGAAUUAGCUAAACUUUUCUUCCUUUCUCCUUUCUCUGUAUCUAUAGAAGAAUUUAAAUCUAUUCCUUCCUUAGCUGCUGCAUUCUUUGAUCCAUCUCCUGCUGCUGCUGCUGCUGCUGCUGCUAUUAAGGCCCGUAGCACCAACAGCAGCAGCAGCAGCAACAGCAACAGCAGCAGCAGCAGCAACAGCAACAGCAGCAGCAGCAGCAGCAGCAGCAGCAGCACGCCUAGACUAAGGGGUGUACUUAGUGCAGCAGAGAUAGAGGCACUAGCAGAGGCAGUAGCAGAGGGAGUAGCAAAUAGUACAACAAGGACAUUAAAUCCAUUAGCUGCUGCUGCUGCUGCUGCUGCUGCUGCAGCAAAAAAAAGUGGACUAGAUACUGCUGCAUCUCCUGCUGCUGCUGCUGCUGCUGUUGCACAACUUGUUGAUCCACUCAAUCUAUUGCAACUUAAACAGCAACUUACACAACAACAGCAGCAGCAGCAGCAGCAGCAGCAGCAACAGCAGCAACUGCAGCAACUGCAGCAGCAAAGACCAGAAAGGGAAAUAGAGCAAGACAAAGAACUGCAGCAGCAACAGCAGCAACAACAGCAGCAGCAGCAACAGGGAGAUAAUGAUGAAUCUCCUUUCUCCCAACGUCUACAGCAACAGCAACAGCAACAGCAGCAACAGCAGCAGCAACAGCAGCAGCAGCAGCAGCAGCAGCAGCAAUCCUUAGAUGAUGAAUAUAAAUCAUCAACUCGUGCUUCUUCUUACCAACCCCACCCAUCACCACCAUCCCCAUCAUCAUCAGCAGCAGCAGGACAUUCAUCAGCAGCAGGAGGAGGAGCAGCAGGAGGAGAAGAAGAAGAAGAAGAAUUAUUUCCUUAUAGAUUUAGUCGUACCUCCCCUCUUG
This is a messenger RNA of Eimeria maxima, 1291 nucleotides long. RefSeq lists its product as hypothetical. The transcript has a single exon. The annotation marks the transcript as partial. Lineage: Eukaryota; Apicomplexa; Conoidasida; Eucoccidiorida; Eimeriidae. The record is from RefSeq and is a predicted model, not a curated record.